This is a messenger RNA of Acanthamoeba castellanii str. Neff, 1800 nucleotides long. RefSeq lists its product as uncharacterized. NCBI's taxonomy places the organism in Eukaryota, Discosea, Longamoebia, Acanthamoebidae. The record is from RefSeq and is a predicted model, not a curated record. The transcript has 6 exons. Bases 1 to 1800 code for a protein of 599 amino acids.
AUGAAGACGGUGGAUGCAUCGAUGCCUCGGGUGGCGGUGGCGGUCGUGGUGCUGGUCGCACUGCUGGUCGGGCAGAGCUGGGCCUCGUGCUCGGCGGGCACGUCGCAGCUCGGCGGGGCAGCUCCGAGCGCCACCCAGCAGACCCUGGCCCAGGGCUUCCGCGUGAACAGCCCCAUCCUCCUAUCCGGCUUCACCCCGCGGCUCGUCUCAACUCUCGGCACGGGCUCGAUCACCACGGCGCAGAUAUACUUUGAUGCCGGUGCGGAGGGACAGACGACGGGCACCCAGCCGGGCGAGGUGGUCGCCUCGGGCCACUUCACCGUGUCGGGCGUCAGCUUCGACGAGGGCUCCACGGCCACGCAAACGUUGCCGGCGGGGGGCGGCGGCAGCGGCUACAUCGCGCUCGAGCCCGGCCUGUACUGGCUCGUGCUGCAGGUGCCCUCCACGCUGGCCUGGACCCACGGCAGCACGCCGGAGCAGUCCAGCGCCGAGCCGGUGGUCUUUGCUGGCCUCCUGCAGCAGACAUCGGCCGGCGGCUGGGCCGACGCCGCCUUUGGGGAGAGCCUCGCCGCCACCAGCGCCUAUGUCUCCUUCACCGGCUGCCUCGCGCCGUCGCCUUCGCCUCGCCGUCGCCCUCAUCAUCGCCUUCGUCGUCGCCGCCGCGCUGGGCCAGUCGCCGACAACGUCGCCGUCGCCGUCGUCAUCAUCUUCGCCUUUGCCAUCGGUCUACGUUCCUCCGCUGGGCCAGUCGCCGUCGCCUUCGCCAUCGCCGAGCCCUUCGUCUACGGGCCACGCGGACACCUCCCCUACCCCCUCGGCCAGCGCGUCGGCUUCGGCGGCGCCGUCGGCUGCGGCCUCGUCGCCGCCGUGGUCCCGCUCGGCGUCAACGUGACCGCCAGCUUUGACCUCAAGAAGCCGGGCGUUAGCCUGCUGGCCCUCGGGCUGGCCGGUGUUAAUCUGACCUUCGUCGCCGUCGAGCUCGGCAACGCCACAGUGCCCCUCGGAGAUUACGAGGUGAGCAAUCGUACAGAGACGGACACGAACGGAGCCGAGCUCACGAGCUACGUGUACAAGGCCGCCGCGGCGGACGAUUCGACAGAAGUCGCCCAGGGCUACACCUUCCACGACCGCGCCGCCACGGGCCAAUUCGAGGGCAUCGUCUUCGAUAUCGACCCCAUGUCGUUCAAGUGGACGGCCAACCUCACCGCCCUUGGGGCCCCCGGCGCGGCCCUCGGGCCGUUCGUCCUGCGCUACACCAUUUCGGGCACCGCCGCCUCGCCGGACCCGCUCGAGGGCGACGUCACGGUGCAGCUCGACACGCCGCAGAGCGACAUCACCACCUACGUGCUGCCCUUGACCACCACGAUCACCGCGAAUGCCACCACCACGACCACGAAGACGGUCGUGGCGCAGGUGCAGCUGUUCGAUCGGGCCAUGGUCGACGGCGCGUGGGCGGCGGUCACGCACUCGGUCGUGCGUACGUCGGCGCCGGGCGCGGCGCGGCCGGUCUACGUGAUGGAGCUGCGGCUGCCGGCCUACACGCAGUCGCUGCACUACGAUCCGUCGCUCAACUUGGGCGCGCUGCUGGGCGCCUCGGAUCGUGAUGGUGGAAUUGGAAGCGACGGCGAUGGCGGCGACAACAUGGGCCUCAUCAUCGGGGUGGCCGUGGCGAUACCGCUCGCUGUGGUGUUUGUCGUCGCCGCCAUCGCCGCGGUGGUGACCUUCACGUGGCAUCGCAAGCGGAGGGCGCGAAAGGCCAACCUGAAGCGACGAAGCGUGAUCAACUUCCACGACCUUUAA